AUUUUAUAAGACAACUCAGAUUAGAGAAAAUGCUUUCAAUGCAAGUAUCCUUCUUAUUAUUUUUGGGCGUAUUUGCCACAAGCUUGUCGUUCAAAAUAAAUACUAACAUCACGGAUGGAUUUACCAAUGACUCAAAAUUUGACACGGCACCCUUUGUGAAGAUUGGAAAUGGAUUGUAUUAUAUAGAAAGCAAUUUAAAGACGAGCUGGUUCGAAGCUAACGAACGGUGUCAUAAACAUGACGCUGAGCUAGUAACCUUCGAAACAAUGGAAGAAUGGGUGUUGAUUAACAAGUACUUGUUGGAUAACGUCAUUGAAGGCAUUUACUGGACGUCGGGCAAUGACUUAGCAAAGGAAGGGAGGCAUGUAUGGUUAGCUAAUGGCGAAGAUGUAGGAUCAUGGUUAUGGACAAGAGAUCAACCUGAUAACGUGUUAGAUAACGAACAUUGUCAUGAACUAGGGUUUCGAAGGACGGAAAAUGACCGAAGAGCCCUUAAUGAUGCACAUUGCGCUGACAACGUCCUAUACAUUUGUGAAAAAAGACAGUUGAAGACAUUUUCAAUGGUAAUUUAUUAAUUUUGAUAUAAAAAAUAAAACAAUAUCUCAGAAGCAAAAAUUAAUGCUUAUAGAAAUUAAUAAAAU
Molecule: messenger RNA, 641 nt
Organism: Drosophila albomicans
Lineage: Eukaryota; Metazoa; Arthropoda; Insecta; Diptera; Drosophilidae
Product: C-type lectin 37Da-like
Exons: 2
Coding region: 30-575 (181 amino acids)
Biological process (GO): biological process involved in interspecies interaction between organisms
Cellular component (GO): external side of plasma membrane
Molecular function (GO): carbohydrate binding
Source: RefSeq, a predicted model, not a curated record